CCUCUUCGCUCCGUUAAUCUGAACCAAAAACAUGGCCCACAAAAGACAAGUCCAAGCAAAAGACCUUGGUAUUGAUCUCGAGUCCAAAGACGAAAAAGAGUACUUCAAAUGGUUUCUCGCCUGUCUUCUGUUCGGCAAGCCGGUCCAGCAGGAAGUCGCAAAACGAGCCUUCCUAGAACUCGUACAGAAAGACAUUACUUCUCCCGAUGCCAUUCUAGCGGCCGAAUGGGAUAGGCUGGUUGAGAUCCUCGACGAGGGUCAUUACGUUCGGUAUGACUUUUCGACUGCGACCAAGUUACUCGAGGUGUCGUCUGCGAUCAAGGAGCAGUACAACACGUUUGGCGGCCUGCUAAAGCAAUGCUCGACUACUGAGGAGUUAUCGGCGCAUUUGCAGGAGUUUAAGGGGGUGGGGCCGAAGACGGUGGAGAUCUUUUUGCGGGAUAUGCGGCCUGUUCUUGAGGGUUAGGUUGAAUAUGGUGAGAGUAUGAAGGGGUCGGUGCUCGUAUAUGGGAAAUGAGGUUCAAGGUUCAUUACCAGCACAUAAAAUAGCAGUUUCUCUUCAGUAAUAGUGGCUUUGGGAUGAUCACAGUUUGCAUUCCGCCGAAAGUUGCAGGGUUAUAUGGUGCACCCAUAGCCAUGGGUAUUUUGUCUUAAGAAACUAUGCAAGUAAAAGGAUGCCGACCGAGAGUACUUCGUCAG
Molecule: messenger RNA, 699 nt
Organism: Aspergillus alliaceus
Lineage: Eukaryota; Fungi; Ascomycota; Eurotiomycetes; Eurotiales; Aspergillaceae
Exons: 1
Coding region: 32-466 (144 amino acids)
Biological process (GO): DNA repair
Molecular function (GO): catalytic activity
Source: RefSeq, a predicted model, not a curated record